AGCUGAAGGCAGAUUCAGGUAACAACGAAGAAAGUACCGCCUUCUGGUUCUGGUUCUGCCAGGUCCAGUUCAGAACCAGCUUCUCCUGGUCUGGAGGACUCUGGUCCUCAUCGGGAUGGGAGGAUCAGCAGUGAUGGAGGAGGUAUGAGGCUAGAGACUGUUCUCCCUUAGUAGGUCAAAGGUCAAAGGCAUCAUAUGCAGCUUCUAAGCACGGUGGUGGAGGGUUGGUGAUAUGGGCUUGAUGUGGAGCAGGAUCUCCUCUGAUAUCCAAACUGUUCAUCUUUCCAUCAGCUGAAGCUCGGGUCAUCCUAGGUCAUCAACAGAACCAUGAUCCUGAACCCAGCAACAGAUCUACAUCAGAAUGGCCUAGUCAAAGUCCUGAUGCGCUUUUCAGAGGAAUGAGCAGAACCCCCAGUGAGUGACUGAUGGUGUCAGACAGAAACUGAAGGAGGUUCUACUGGCUAAUGGAUUAGGAGUUGCACUCAGUUUUUCACUCACUGGUUCUGAAGUUUUUCAUCCGUUUAAAAAAUAAAAACAAAUUGUAGUAAAAUUGUUCCAGACCUGUUCUGAACCUCAACCAGAACCCAUCCAAAACCUUUUCCAGGUCAGGUUUAAUCAUAAUCACGGCUUUGAGCUUUUCAACCUGAGCAGAACCAGAACCAGAACCAGUCUCAGUCAGUCUGAUGGUUCUUCCUCCAUCUUGUUUUGUAGUAUGAAACUCGCACAUUUUCACAGAAAACUACAAACCUGCGGAGCUACGCGUUGACGUCAGGACCCUACGUCACUGUAGAGGAAUGUGCGGAAACUUCUGCCUAGUUUUCUAACAGCGCUGACCGUCGAAGGAAAACCUUCCAAGAACAGGAAAGUCUCCAGGAAAGUCUCUGGAAGUUCGGAGCUUCCUGUGGGUGGAGCCCGGUCGUCAUGGCGACUCAGACCAUGUUCUCAGCUGGGAUGUAUCCUGUGGGCGUCUCUCUGGCGGAGGACGGGCCGGGCCUCAGCGACCUGCCCCGGAACACGCUGCCCGCCCCUCAGCUGGUGAUGCUGGCUAACGUGGCAGCGGUGACGGCGGCGGAGGGCGGCGACGGCGGCAGCAUGGCUGACGAGAAGGAGAUGAUGGAGCUGAAGACGGUGGGAUGCGGCUACUCUGACAGUGAAGACGAGGGCGUCAUCAGGUACAGCUACGACAACCAGAACCACCGCGAGGUGUGCAUCGUGGAGUACCCAGAGUCCCCGAACCCAGCCGCCCAGACCGUCACCAUCGGCGGCAGCAGAGAGGAUGAGGAGAACCCCCCCACUGAGAAACAGCCCCCCUCCAUUAAGCCCCGCCCUUCCACCAUUUCACCACAACCUGGGGUCAAAGGGCUGGCGGACGGCACCCAGAAGAAGAAACCGUUCUGCUGCAAGCCAUGCCACUUCCAGGGCCAGAACGAGCAGGAGUUUGUAGAGCACCUGAGCACGCACAGCAUCAACAAGAUGAUGGUGGUGCACCAGGUGGAGGGACGGAGCAAGAGCAAAGCCAAGGAGGCAGAGUCACGAGAGGCUUUGCCAGGCAGGGAGGCGGAGCAUGGCGGAGAGGCGGAGCCCAGCGGCGAGGACGCGGCCGCCGGCGUAGACGCCAAAGGGCUGAUCAGGUGCGAGCGCUGCGGCUACAACACCAACCGCUACGACCACUACAUCGCUCACCUGAAGCACCACAGCAAGGAGGGUGACGACCACAGGGUGUUUAAGUGCACACUGUGCGCCUACACCACGGUCAGUCAGUACCACUGGAGGAAGCACCUGAGGAAUCACUUCCCCAGCAAACUGCACACCUGCAGCCAGUGUUCCUACUUCUCUGACCGCAAGAGCAACUACAUCCAACACAUUCGGACCCACACAGGUGUGCGUCCAUUCCAGUGUCUUUACUGCGACUACUCAAGCUCCCAGAAGACUCACCUGACCCGCCAUAUGAGGACUCACUCAGGUGAACGUCCCUUCAAGUGUGAGAGCUGCAGCUACCUGGCAGCCAAUCAGCACGAAGUGACCCGUCACGCCCGCCAGGUCCACAACGGUCCCAAGCCUCUGUCCUGCCCCUACUGUGAGUACAAGACGGCCGACCGCAGCAACUUUAAGAAGCAUGUGGAGCUGCACCUGAACCCACGGCAGUUCCUCUGCCCGCUCUGCAAGUACGCCGCUUCCAAGAAGUGCAACCUGCAGUACCAUAUCAAGUCCCGGCACUCCGGCUGCAACGUGGACCUGGAUGUGUCCAAAGUCAAGCUGCGAGUGAAGAAACCCGGUCAGGACGGUGCAGACGACAAGUCGGAGUUAAAAGCAGCCAAGCUGGAUGACUCCCCCACCAUGGAGGACGAUGUGGACGAGGAAGACGACUCGAGCCCCAUCAAUCUGUCCAUCAGGAGUAGCAGCAGACCCAGCAUCAAACUGCCACAGCUGAGUGAGAUUCCCGACAAGACUGCAAAGAAACGCAACUCCAUGUCUGAGAAGGAGAGACCUGUAAAGGCAAAGGAAGCGGAAAAGAAAGUCUCAACAAGGCAGAAGAAGGUCAAGGAGAAUCCUGUGGAGAACAGGGACGGUAAAGAAGUCCAGACUGCUGCUGGGAAUACUGAUGUCAAAGUGAAGAGACGGGUGAGGAAAGUUCUUACUGGGAAACCAGUUUCCCAGGACCAACCAGAAGAACCUGCAUCCCAGGAAAAACAACCAGUGGGACCCGCUUCCCAGGAAGACCAGUCUGAUCCACAGAGUUCUGACCAGCAGAAAUGUAAAGACAGAGACUUGAAGGUGAGUUCCCACAAGGAGAGCAAGAAAAGCCUCAGCAAAACCAGAAAGUCUGAAGCCUUAAAGACUCCAGAACAAACUGAGACACAGAAACCCAUCAGUCCUGAGAAGAGUCAGAAAGGAAAGUGGGUCAAAGAAAAACCCGCUAAAAGGAAAGCAGGACAAAUUCUGGAUCUAUCCCAAAAGUCCUCCAAGAAAAAGUGCCUGAAAGCUCCUGCUGCCAAGAAGCUGCUGUCCAAAACAUCUUCGGAUAGUACCAACGAGUCCAGUCCGACUGAAAAGACUAUCAGAGAGGCACCAUCCAAGCAGAGAAAGACCAGGACCUCCACCAGGAAGACCUCAGCAGUUGGUCCAAAACCAGAUGAAUCGAUCUCUGAAACCAGUCCGUCCUUAGAGGCUAUGAAAGGUUCUGUUCAGCCAGCUGGUUAUGGUGAAAUGGCUUUCUCCAUAGAUGGGUUGACCCAACCAGAACCUGAUGGUCCUCCCAGCAGACCAUCAGAGAAGACGGAAGGUUCCCAUCCCAUCUUCAUCAAACCGUCGGUGCCGCCUCGCCUGCUCCUUCCUGGCCAGCGUGGCAGACCGGCCGACGGCGAGGACGACGAGGGGAUCCACAGCAGCCACGAGGGAGGAAGUGACAUCAGCGACAGUGCCUCAGAGGGCAGUGAUGACUCUGGCCUCAACGGUACGGGUGCUGCUCCAGGAAAGCUGGCCAACGACCCGGAGACGCCCACUGAGGAGAUCCCCACACCCACCGAACUCAAGAACCACACGUGCAUCUUCUGCGACCGCACGUUCCCCCUGGAGACGCAGUACCGGCGCCACCUGAACCGCCACCUGGUCAAUGUGUACUACAUGGACAACGCUGCACCAAGAUGAGCAGGUCUUCAUGGUACCAGACUGGCUAUGGAGGGCCAGGACCGGAAGUGGUUCUGUUGGCUCAGGCUCUGGUCCAAAAGAACUUAAAGUCAACUGAAUGUUUAUAUCUUUGAGUCUGAUACGGUUAUAUUCCAGAGCCCACGGUCCGAAGUUCUGACUGCCGGUUCUGUUGGUAUGAACUCCUGACUGUUGGUUCCGCUGAUCUGAACUACUGGGCCAGUUCUAGUGGUCUGGACUUCGGACCGCUGGUGCUGUUGGUACUGACUGGUUUCAUGGUGAAGUCAUUCAGUGCCUUAGACAAUCAGCUGCUUCUGACAGGUUCUGGUUCCUGUCCAAAGGUCCAGUUUACAAGACAGUCUGACGUUCCACUAGCGGUUCACAAUGAUGAUGAUGAUGAUGAUGAAGAAGCUUCCAGCUGUGUAAAUAUCUCAGUGCAAUAGACCAUUUAGUCCAGAGGCCAAAGUGAUUCUUUGUUUUAUCAUGAAGUGAAAUGAACUGAAUCGUAUCCUUCAAAGUAAUGCUGAAGGAGGACAUUACGGACCGACGCGGUUCCUGAUGGACCGACGCGGUUCCUCUGAUGGACCGACGCGGUUCCUCUGAUGGACCGACGCGGUUCCUGAUGGAUCGAGGCGGUUCCUGAUGGACCGACGCGGUUCCUGAUGGACCGACGCGGUUCCUGAUGGAUCGAGGCGGUUCCUGAUGGAUCGAGGCGGUUCCUGAUGGACCGACGCGGUUCCUGAUGGACCGACGCGGUUCCUGAUGGAUCGACGCGGUUCCUGAUGGACCGACGCGGUUCCUCUGAUGGAUCGACGCGGUUCCUGAUGGACCGACGCGGUUCCUCUGAUGGACCGACGCGGUUCCUGAUGGACCGACGCGGUUCCUCUGAUGGAUCGACGCGGUUCCUGAUGGACCGACGCGGUUCCUCUGAUGGACCGACGCGGUUCCUCUGAUGGACUGACAUGGUGUUAGCAGGAUGCAAAUUAUGUUUUUUUAGCUGUAAUCUGUCCUCUCAUUAUUUUAAAUAAACAUUUCAUACCGACCCGACCCGA
Xiphophorus maculatus (southern platyfish) is the source of this 4697-nucleotide messenger RNA. RefSeq names its product RE1 silencing transcription factor (gene rest). The transcript is spliced from 6 exons. The record is from RefSeq and is a predicted model, not a curated record. Lineage: Eukaryota; Metazoa; Chordata; Actinopteri; Cyprinodontiformes; Poeciliidae. Gene Ontology annotation, biological process: regulation of gene expression. Bases 922 to 3648 code for a protein of 908 amino acids. Gene Ontology annotation, cellular component: nucleus.